Molecule: messenger RNA, 3548 nt
Organism: Astyanax mexicanus (Mexican tetra)
Lineage: Eukaryota; Metazoa; Chordata; Actinopteri; Characiformes; Acestrorhamphidae
Exons: 3
Coding region: 87-1541 (484 amino acids)
Source: RefSeq, a predicted model, not a curated record
CCUUUCUCUCGCUUCCGGGGUCGACAUUUCCGGUCUAGACAUUUCUGUGUAAACUCAGUUCCGUUUGGAGCGUUCGUUCUUCCGCCAUGGCGCAAGUGAGUAGUAAGUGUUUUUGCAGCGUACCACUGUGCUCUAAUUCCAAGCAAAAACAGCCUUAUUUGAGUUUCCACUCAUUUCCAGCUGAGGAGGAACUCAGAAAGAAGUGGGUGAUAGCCAUUAGAAGGAGUGAGGGGCCGAAUUUCAAAAUUCUUAGGAACAGCACGCAUGUGUGUAGCGCUCAUUUUGAGCCGCAGGACAUCUACGUUACACCAAAGGGCAAGACGUGGCUGAAGAAAGGUGCGAUACCGCGUCGUUUUAGCUGGACUCGGCCAGCCAGGCAGUCUGUGUACAGCAGAGUGAAUUCCCGUCUCGGAGAUUCUGCUCGUUUGGACGAGGAGGGCGCGAUAGGGGAGCAGGCUGUCGGUGUGCUGGAAGAAGAGGGAGACGGGAGCGCGGCUGUGCGGGACCACGACUACGUGACUCGGCCGACUCCCGGAGCUGUUGAGGAGUUGCUUGAAAAAAUCAAAGAUCUUGAGGAGCAGUUUGAGAGGUUGACUGUCAUCAGGACGCAGUUCAGCAGAUUUUGUGUUUCGGAUGAAAAUUUUAAAUAUUACACCAAAUUCCCUUCUGAGCAGCACUUCACUGUUUUUUGGAGAUCUAUUGAGCCAUCAGCAAGCAGACUCAUCUACUGGAGCAAAGCGCAAAAAAUGGGAAAAGAGGCCGCUGCGAAUGCAACACCAAGUCCAUCUCGCAAGCUACAGCUGAUUGACGAGUUCUUCAUGUAUUCCCUUCGCACUGCAGUGGGAUUAAAGGAGAAAGUUUUGGCUGACAUGUUUGAAGUGAGCCUUUCAAGUGUAAGCAGGGUGAUCAUUACGUGGGCCAACUACCUGUAUGCAGUCCUUGGUUCAGUUCCAAUAUGGAUGACACGGGAACAAGUGAGAAGACACCUUCCCUCAAAGUUCCGAAAAUAUUGCCAGAAUGUCCGAGUCAUUUUGGACUGUACUGAGCUGCGUUGUGAGUCACCAAAUGCAAUCACUCUGCAUUGUGAGACUUUCUCCACGUACAAGUCUCACACAACUUUCAAGGGUCUCAUUGGGGUUUCUCCAAGUGGUGUCGUCACCUUUGUCUCCAGGCUUUUCACCGGUGCUGUCUCAGACAAGGAGAUCACUAGGCUGUCUGGCAUUAUUGAUCUGUUGGAGGAAGGUGAUGAAGUCAUGGCAGACAAAGGUUUUCUUAUUGAAAACUUGUUGUCUGUUGCUGGAGCAAAACUUAUUAUUCCACCUUUCAAACACAAGGCUCAGUUUACAAAGGAGGAGACAGAGCAAACUCAAGCCAUUGCACGGUUGAGGAUUCUGGUAGAACGAGUCAUUCGCAGAGUAAAAGAAUUCCAUAUAUUUGACUCUGUAAUUCCUCUCACCCUAGCAGGCAGCAUUAAUCAAAUAUGGGCCAACUGCUGCCUGCUGGCGAACUACCAAGGACCCAUGGAACUUAACCCACGCUAACUGGAGCAUCAUGCACCCUUCUUGUCAGUCACCCUCAAUCAAAAAGUGCGCUUUUCCACCAGCAAGUCGAACAUGGUGAACAUGGGCGAUUGAGUCGACAUUGGGGCACUUCACUUCCACUAUUCCAAAUGGUGGGUUUUCUGUCGGAUCAACCACUUUUCCAUCAGGACUGGCACCAAGAUGGGGAGCAUCAGGGUGGACCACCAAACCACAGGGCAACACAUUGACCUUGAAGCUUUCAGCGUACCUUGUCAGCACCUCAGGCUCAAGUUCAAGUCCACGCUUCAUAGCUUCUGUUUGACACACUCCUUUUAGCAUGCGCAAAGACAGAGCCUGGGCAGAUGAUUCUCCACGGACGUGCGCAGCUUCAUGAAAGCGACUGGCAGUGAGACGUGGGUGGCGCAUAAGGUUCCAUAGUUUGCAUUUGCUCUGUUCCCUUGUUUCCUUUUCUAUUGAAAUGGACAGCUCCCUUGAUACCUGAAGACUUUGCAGAUGGUAAAAGUGGUGAACAUUGGGGACAAAAUGUACAUUUUGUGAUAGCCUGUAAUUUUUCUGUGGUAGAUCUGGGAACACAGGAGCUGGAACGUGUGUGCUGAUGUCAAUAGUUUUAUCUGGGGGACACUGGUAGGAUAAAACACAUCCACGUGGCACCAGUCCAAAUUUUGAUUCUACCAGUGUCAUCUCUGUCAGCUCCAAAAGAACCUGACAGACAAGGGGUUGUGGGUCCAAACUGUGCAUGGCAGAUGCAGAGGCCAUUACAGACUCCUCAGGAAGUGGCCCUGAAAAAAGGCUCUUUUUAAUGUAUUGUAAUGUAAUGUAUGUUAUUUCUUUUAACAUUUUGAUUUUGAGAUUUCAUGUCGUAUGUCCAAUUUAACAUGUAAAUAAUUGUUUAUAUAAUCUGGUACAGGUACAUCUCAAAAAGUAGAAUAUCAUUGAAAAGUUACUUUAUUAAGGCCAAUAAAUACUUUAUUAAGAAAUUAAGAUUUAUUAAGGUCUUUAUUAAGGUCUUUAUUAAGACCUUAAACUGAUCAGUUUCUCUGAUUCUACUAUUUCUAGGUAUUUGUUUGAGUAAAAUGAUCAUUGUUUUAUUGUAUAAACUACAGACAAUUCUCCCAAAUUCCUGUCCUGUCAUUUAGAGCAUUUAUUUGUAGAAAAUGAGAAAUGGUCAAAAUGACCAAAAAUGCAGUGCUAUCAGACCUUAAAUAAUGCAAAGAAAUAUAAACUUUAUCUUUUUUUCUAUAUUUUUUUGCAAAUAAAUGCUGUAAAUGACCAUUUUUAUUUGGAAUUUGAGAAAUGUUGUCUGUAGUUUGUAGAAUAAAACAACAAUGUUCAUUUUGCUCAAACAUAAACCUAUACCUAAUAGUAAACUCAGAGAAACGGAUAAUUUUGAAGUGGUCUCUUAAUUUCUUUCCAGAGCUGUAUAUUAUAUACAAUUGGUCUUAAAUAAUAUUAAGUUUCUGAGAUGCACCUGUAUAUCUGGUUCAGAAUUUAAUUAGGUUGAUGUUCAGUGACUGAUGAGGCUAAAGACUAUUCAGCCCUGGAAAUAUUUAUUGAAAGCCCUGCUGCAUCUUUUUCUUUAUUUUCACCAUUUCACAUUUCUGCUAAUAAGUGUUCUAAAUGGCAAUAUUUUCCUAUUUGGACAAAUGUCAGUAGUGUAUAGAAUAAAACAGCAAAUUUCAUUUUACUCAAACAUUUUCCUAUAAAUAGUAAAAUCAGAUACACUGAUACUUUUAGCUGUGUUCUCUUAAAUUUUUCAUGUAUAUUUCUAUUAAUACUCAUUAAAGCUGUUCUGGUACUUUGUGGUGGUCAAACACCAUAUGACAUACAUUGUUGGUGUUGCAUUUGAUUUGGUGUGUGUGUGUGCAUGUGUCACCUGUGUAUGCUUUGUAAAGUGUUGAUUUAAUUCCACUGCUGCCAGAUGUUUUUGGCUUUCUUACGCAGAGUUGAUCUACAGGUUCAGGUUGGAUACCCUAAAAUAAAUCCAUGCUUUUAAAUAUUCUUUAAAGA